AUGGCUGGGAUAGUGCAGAGGAUGAGGGAGAUGAACAUUGCUUUGCAUGUAGCAGUGACGAAGAAAUCUCUCACUGCCGCCGUUUUUAGCAUUUUGUUUACUAUUUCAACGCUACUCAACACACUGGGAAGUGAAGAAAGCAUUUACCAAAAGGUUUCAUUUGAGGACUUCCCACUAUUCUCUUGGUAUGUGAGGACAAGAGAACAAAUAAAUGAAAGGGCUUAUUUUAUGAGUCGGUGCAUGAAUGUUGGCAAUAAAGAAGCAUUGUACAAAGUUGGGAUGAUGGAUUUUUUUAAAAAUAAUUGCCCGGAGCUUGCAUUGCAAAGGCUUUGGGAUGCUAAAAAAAGAGGACACAAUGGCGCAACAUAUGUGCUUGCCAUUAUUUUCAUUUUCGCUGGAGGCAACGACAGUAGUGACGCGGUCAAGUUCAUUGGCCAAAUGAAGGAAAAUCUCCCUCAAAGAAGGGAAAGUAAAGAAUGGAGGGAGAGUCUAAUCAAUAUUAUAGAUAAUGUUUGGGUUAGUAAUUCCAUUUUUUUUAUGCAACGACCAGACCUUUGUUGCACUAGUGAACGCGAAAGUCCUGUUCGGGUGAAUGGAUGGCCUGUUGACAGUGACGAGGAACUGGAUGAUCAACCUUGUUAUGAAUAUGCUUGUGAUGUUGAGGUUGAUCAUGUAUUUGAUAUUUUGUCAAAGUUUGGAUUGUAA
Solanum stenotomum is the source of this 705-nucleotide messenger RNA. RefSeq lists its product as uncharacterized. The coding region runs from base 1 to 705 and encodes 234 amino acids. NCBI's taxonomy places the organism in Eukaryota, Viridiplantae, Streptophyta, Magnoliopsida, Solanales, Solanaceae. The transcript has 3 exons. The record is from RefSeq and is a predicted model, not a curated record.